Trichosporon asahii var. asahii CBS 2479 is the source of this 420-nucleotide messenger RNA. RefSeq lists its product as uncharacterized. The record is from RefSeq and is a predicted model, not a curated record. The coding region runs from base 1 to 420 and encodes 139 amino acids. The transcript has a single exon. Lineage: Eukaryota; Fungi; Basidiomycota; Tremellomycetes; Trichosporonales; Trichosporonaceae.
AUGGUAUCCUUCAAAUCCGCCGCCCUCCUCUUCCUCGCCGCAACCCCAGCGAGCGCCAAGCUCUGGGGAUGGCCCGAGUCCUGGAUCAUGAAGGCAGAAACGACAAAGUCGCUCUGGGGCGACCCGGUGUGGCAGGUCUGCGACGGCUUCUCACCCUGCAACGACAAGUGCACGGGCGUAGAGGAGUUCACCUCGAACGGGUUCCGGGACAUGCGCAACUUUUCGUGGGCGAUACUGAAGCGGAAGAAGUCGGCUUGGAUCGAUAUGUGGCAGGUCAACUCUGUCACUUACCAUCUGUACGAGAGCGGGAAGGGCGAGAAUGGGCCGCAGGGGCAGUGCGAGAUUGCGGACGCCGUGUGGUGGCAGAGGAAGUGUGGGAGUAAGAAGAUCACAAUCAAGAUGAGGUGCUGGCAGUGGUAG